GCAGGAAGUGGUGCUGGGGAGGCGGUCCCUGUCUUCUCUCUAAUACUUCUAAUACUCUAUGCUGAGUCCAUGUAAACAUUAAAAUGUCACAGUCUCCAGACGCCCGCAGCCUAGUGUCUGCCUCUUCCCAGUUGAACCUGAUGGAGGUGGACUCGAUCGACGAUAAGGAAUUUGACAUUCCCCAAGUGGAUACACCUCCCACACUGGAGAGCAUCCUUAAUGAGUUGGAGGAUGAGGAGGAGCCAUUUGUGUUGGAGGACACUUCCGUGCUAAACACAGACAACAUAGACACUCACUCCUGUGACACCUCCUCUCUAGCCAGCUCUGAUAGUGGAGACCCUGCAUAUCUCAAAAGAAAGAAGAGGACAGUGGAUCUGAAUGCAACGGUUCAUGGAUCCGUCCUUCGACACAGCCUGCUGAAGGGUAUCUCUGCACAGAUCGUCUCUGCUGCUGACAAAGUGGAUGCUGGACUGCCAACUGCUAUAACUGUGUCAGGUGUAAUUGCUGUGGGAACGUCUCAUGGCCUGGCUCUGAUCUUUGGAAAAGAUACCAGUCAAGCCCUGCGACUAUGUUUGGGUAACAAGACAUCAGAAUUUGGAGCUGUCUCCGCCCUUAGCAUCAACCAUGAUUGCUCACGACUUCUCUGCGGUUUUGCUAAGGGACAGAUUACAAUGUGGGAUCUCGCCCACGGGAAGCUUCUAAGGACUAUCACUGAUGCCCACCCUCCAGGAACUGCAAUACUGCAUGUGAAGUUCACAGAUGACCCCACUCUUGCAGUGUGCAAUGAUAGUGGAGGAUCAGUUUUUGAACUGGCUUUCAGGAGGGUCAUGGGUAUGCGGUCCUGUGACUCUCGAUGUCUCUUCAGUGGUUCUAAAGGGGAGGUCUGUUGUAUUGAACCUUUGCGUGCUCCUCCAGACUUCAAAGACCAUCCCGUAACACACUACUGUCUGCUGGCCAUGGCCUCUCUCACUAAGAUUCUGGUCAUUGGACUAAAGCCAACCCUGAAAGUCUGGAUGACUUUUCCUUACAGCAAGUCUGAUCCGUCCAGUGUUCCUCAGCUUGCCUGGCAGUUUGUUCCUGUUCAGAAGACAGUCAAUCCAGUCCUGGCUUUUUGCAAAGGAGAUACAGUCCACUUCCUUCUGGUAAAGAAGGAGGACACAGGAACCAUUCAUGUCAUCAAGCAGCGACAACUCCACCUCAGCUGUGACAUUAUUAGCCUCAGUUGGAUUAACAGCCAUACACUGGUCCUUGUAGACAGCCAUGAAAAGCUGCAGGUCGUGGACAGACCCUCUCAGGAGGUUUUGGAGACUCUGGACUUGGAGCAGGUGCAACUGGUCUAUAACAGCCGGCAUUUCAAAUCGCUGGCCACUGGAGGAAAUGUCUCCCAGGCGUUGGCUUUAGUGGGAGAAAAGGCUUGUUACCAAUCGGUCUCAAGCUAUGCAGGGCAGAUUGUCUAUUUGGGUACCAAGUCAGCUCACAUCAUGACUCUAAGGAACUGGAGAGAGCGCAUAGACUGUUUACUGAAGCAGGAGCAUUUCAUUGAGGCUCUCUCUUUGGCCUGGUCCUUCCAUGAGGGAACAGCUAAAGCUGUGGUUGGCUUGUUUGGUGAUCCACUGAAAAGGAAGGCAGUGGUCAGUGACAAGAUGGUGGAGAUACUUUUCCACUUCGGAGAGCACGCAUUGAAGAAGUGUCCAGAACACGGCAAGAUCCAAGUGAUGGAACAGCAUUUCCAGGAUGUGGUUCCAGUCCUGGUAGAUUACUGCCUGCUGCUUCAGAGGGCAGACCUGCUGUUUGACCAGAUUUAUGCCCGACUGUGUGAAAACACGGUUGCUAAGGGUGUCUUCCUGGAGUCUCUGGAGUCGUACAUUAUUGCUGACCGUCUUGGUCACCUCUCCGCUCCCAUUAUGAAGGACCUUCUGGCCCAUUACCAUGGCAGCGGUAUGAUGCACAGCUUGGAGAGAUGCAUUGUCCAUCUAGAUGUCACAAGCUUGGAUAUACAGCAGGUGGUCCAAUUGUGUUGGGAGAACCAGCUCUUUGAUGCAAUGAUCUACGUUUUCAACAGUGGCAUGAAUGAUUUCAUUACUCCAAUGGAGAAACUCUUUGCAGUAAUUGGCCCAACACUGAAGGGUGGGAGGAGCCUAUCAGAUGAGGAUGUGGUCAUGGGAAACAAACUUCUGGUGUACAUAAGCUGCUGUCUCGCAGGGAGAGCAUAUCCACGUGGAGACAUCCCUGAAGAUCUUGUGGUGCAAGUCAAGCACCAGGUGUUUGAGUUCCUGAUCCGUCUCCAUUCAGCUGAAUCAUCAGAGGAGGAGGAAGUUUUCCCUUAUAUUCAUACACUGCUGCACUUUGACACUCGGGAAUUUCUCAAUGUCCUUGCCAUGACAUUUGAAGACUUUAAGAAUGACAAGCAGGCCCUAGAGUACCAGCAGAGGAUAGUGGACAUCUUACUUCAGGUGAUGGUGGACAACCCAGACUUUACUCCUUCCCAGGUGGGCGGGCUCUUCACCUUUUUAGCUCGCCAGUUGGCCAAGCCGGACAACACACUGUUUGUUAACAGAAAGCUCUUUGAUCAGGUUCUGGAGUUCCUGUGUUGCCCAGAUGAUGACUCCCGGCACACUGAAAGACAACAGGUUCUCCUGGAGCUGUUGCAGGCCGGAGCAGCAGUCCAGUUUAAUGAGGAAAGACUGUUGACUUUGGCAGAGAAGGCCAAGUUCUACCAGAUCUGUGAAUUUCUUUAUGAGAAGAAACAUCUGUAUGACAGAAUCAUUGACUGCUACCUUAAAGACCCCCUCAGAAAGUGGGAGAUCUUCAGCUACAUUCAUAAUCUGCUCUCCAUGCCUGGCUACAGCCCUGACGAGAAACAAACAGUCAAGAACAAAGCACUGCAGCUUAUUCAGGAGCUUGUGACCCUUGACCCCAGCAAAUCAGCCGACCUUGUGGUGUUUCAUUUUACAGAAGAGGUGCAGCAAAUCAUUUCUGAGCUUCAGGAUGACCAGCUACGUUUCAAAUUCCUCAGCUGUCUCUUGGAGCCCCGGGAAGGCUUUCAAAUGGAGUUCAUCCUGCCUUUAGAACGUGACCUCCAUGAGCUUUUUCUGGACUUACUGUGCCGCUUUGACCGCAGCCAGCUCCUGAGCUUCCUCCAAACCUCCCACCACUACAGACUGGAGGAGGCCAUACAAAUAAUGAAGCAGUACCACUGUAACGAGGCCACAGCGUAUCUGCUUGAGAAGAAGGGUGACGUGCAAGGGGCGUUUGCUGUCUUGUUGGAGACACUGAGGGAAAAGCUGAGUCUCUUCACUGCUGAGAGUGACCGAGGAGCUGAAGGACAAGCUGGGACACAAGAUGAUGAUGAGAUAGACAACGAAUCAACACUGAUGAGAGUGAAGGAAUCACUCAAUGACAUCAUUGCCUUCUGCCAACGAAGCUGUCAGAACCUUGAUAGGCAACAGAGAGAGGUUUUAUGGUUUCCACUUUUGGACACCAUGAUGGCCUCUCAGAAACAAGUGAUAGGUCUUAAUGCCAAACAUACGUCUGAAGUGCUAAAGGAGCAGACAAUGAAGGUUCUCAACUGUAUGAGCAGCUUCAUUUCUCUACCUGCCAUCAUUCAACAAAUAUUGCAGGACCCAGUCUAUGGGAAAGGAAAGCUGGCAGAGGUUCAGUGCCUCAUCCUGGGUAUGCUGGACACUUUCAACUAUGAACAGACUUUACUUGAAACAACUACAAGUCUGUUGAACCAUGACCUCCACUGGUCCCUGGCUCACCUGCGUGCUGCUGUCACAAGGGGACUCCACCCACGACAAGACUGCUGUAACAUCUGCCUCCAGCACUACAAGGGGAAACAGGAUUCAGCUGAAGAGAUCAUUGUGUUUAGCUGUGGCCACCUUUACCAUUUACAGUGCCUGCAGCAAAAGGACUGUGGGCUGGGCUCUGCUACAGAGGCUAAUCAGCGAUGGAGGUGCUACAAGUGUUCUUCUAGCCAUGGAGGAAGGGGGAGGCCUUUCUCAGAAGCGAAAAGAGGUCGUGUCAUGUCACUGGCACAGACUCAUGUUACAUCGGCACAUCAUGACAUGGGAGCAGUGGCUCACAGGAAGAAGGUGUUUGUUGAAACAACGUUGGACCUUCAGCAGGAACAGUCCUGGGAUCAGAUACGGUGUUUAUACCGAGGACCAUCAAGGUUGUCCAUGCUUUCAGAACUGUCCCACUCCCGUUCCAGUGAGAAGACAGGGUUUCUAAUAUCCGUCCAACCAGAAAAAGAAAGUUUCCAGCUCAAACUAUCUCCUCCACCCCUAUUGGAAGAAUAGCACAGUAACUGGCCGAGGAUAUUAUUUCCCAUCACUUGUUCAGACUAAGGUCAUGUGCGAUAAAGACACAAGAUGUUUUCUUCCCCUAAUUAACCAUCUUCAAGCAUUGUGUGAAAUGUUGAUGUACCCUGUGAUGUUUAUGUACAGCAAAUGUUAAAUAUAGAUACUACAUACAGUAAUUCUACUUUUAGUGCAUCAGUUGAUCAUGGACUACAGCUGGCUGAACCAUCAUAACAAAGCUACGAGCGAACUGCAACAAAUGUUAGAACAUGUCCUUUGUAGAGGGAACUCACACUGGAUGUUUGUUUAUACACAUGAACUGUCUCUCUGUUGUCUUUUAAAUAAUUAGAUUUUUUUUUUUAUCCCUCA
Molecule: messenger RNA, 4670 nt
Organism: Mugil cephalus (flathead mullet)
Lineage: Eukaryota; Metazoa; Chordata; Actinopteri; Mugiliformes; Mugilidae
Gene: vps8
Product: VPS8 subunit of CORVET complex
Exons: 46
Coding region: 84-4301 (1405 amino acids)
Biological process (GO): protein targeting to vacuole; endosomal vesicle fusion
Cellular component (GO): CORVET complex; HOPS complex; late endosome
Molecular function (GO): protein binding
Source: RefSeq, a predicted model, not a curated record